UUCAUGUUGCUUUAUGGCAGAGCGAAAGUAAGGAAUCGACUGAAACUCUCAAACAGGAGAUAGGAGGCCGUAGAAAUGGACGUUUGAACGAAAAAAAGACGCAAGGAGAGUGCUGAAUGUGGGAUAUAAUCGCCAAACUCCAGUCUUUGGCAUCUUUAAUAAUCACAUGUCAGCUCCACCGCAGCGAGUCGCAGUUGUCCAGGCUUCCUCCGGCAGUACUGCGGGGCUGCUGUCAAUGAACGCUCUCUUCAGCCGUAAUGACCGAUCAGCCCCUCCCUCUGGAGGCCACGCCCAUGCUGGCUGAGGUGCCCCUCGUUCCACACACGCUCGGUGGAGACGGCAUGCACCAGGUGAUUUAUCUCCACAUGAACCCCCUAGAGCCCUUCUCCAUUCACACAGAGGACGGUUACAUUCAGUACAUAACAGGUCCAGCACAUGUGCCCGUACUCUCACCCAGCAGUUCUUUCCCUCCUGUCUACGGGUCUCAGGUGGUGGAGGAUAAUGGCAUGCGGAAAAUUCUGGUUCUGCCCCAUGCUGCAGAGUUCCACCACCCUCUGCCCCCGGUCCUGCCACAUCUGCCCCACUACCUCUCCCCGCACCCCGCCAUGCUGCAGCACCCCCACAUGUACCCCGCUGAGCCCCCCCUGCCCCAAACCCAACGCCUCACCCUCCUGCCAGUGUACUCUGAACACGAUGUGAUGUGUCACAGUGUGCCUUUACCCGUUCGAGAUGAGCGUUUGGCGAAGAUGCAGGAGCAGCCACAGCGGAAACAGAGGGCGGGGCAUCUGGCCUCAGCCAAUGGCAUGACGCUUGCCUGCAGCCCGCCCACUGCUCUACGCCUACACAAUGGACACAACAAAAGCUACACAGGGCCAGUGGCCUCACCCAAACCCCUCAAACACAAAAGCUUUGGCCGGACCAGAACCACUCCCCUGACUGGCCCAGAACAACACAGAGACACAGAGGAGGAAGUCAGGAGAGUACAGGAGCUGCUGUCCAGUGUCUGCAAACCAACUGUGGGUGGUGUGACCAGCUGCUCGGCCGUCCUGUCAUGGCGUCCUCCCAUCCCCCUCCCCAGCACCGCAGACCUCCCACACCGCACACCCCCCCAGUGCACACCCCCUCAGCGCACGCACCCCCAGUGCACGCCCCCCCAGCGCACACACCCCCAGCGCACCUCUCUGCUCACCUACGAGUUGGCCUUGUCCCAGAGUGGCACCAAUGGAGACUUCAACCUCGUCUACCAAGGGAAGGACACUUCAUGCACAGUCGGAGAUCUGAGACCUGCAACACAUUACUAUGUCAGAGUGUGUGUGGCGUGUAGUUCAGUGAAAGGUGCACCGUCGGAGGCUGUGGGUUUUACGACACUGUGUGGGGCUCCUGACACUCCUGCAUCUCCACGACUCAUCCUACGGACGAGGAGCUGUGUGGGCCUGCAGUGGAAGGCCCCGAGUGACAACGGUUCCAAAAUAAGCUGUUUCGUUUUGGAGUGCAGUGAGGGAAAACAGAAUGCCUUUAAAGAGGUUUACCGUGGCCUUGCCAAACACUACAAAGUUGUCAGACUCUCUCCCUCAACCAAGUACACCUUCAGGAUAGCUGCUGAAAACCAGAUAGGAACGAGUGCCUUCAGUGAGUUGCUGACCUGUUCCACGGCAGACUGUGUGCCCGCCCCCCCGGCGCCCCCCCAGCUGAUGGGGGCUGGAGUGACGUGGUUGAAUCUGAGGUGGAGCGCCCCCUGUGGGCCAGUCUGCAGAGACACACUCACAUACAUUGUGGAGAUGGAAGAGGACGGCUCUGGUUGUGGCUUCAGGCCGAGACACCGCGGGGAGGACCUGUGCUGCGUGGUGACGAAGCUGAGAAGACACACGUCCUACAGAGUCAGGUUGCUGGCAGCUAACUCAGAGGGCUGCAGUCAGCCCAGUGUGACAGUGGAGUACAGAACAAGCCCAGACAAACCCAGUAGGCCCAGUAGCCCAUGUGUCCAGGGCCCAGUCCAGCCUCACAGCCUGUGUGCUGUCUGGGAUCCUCCUGAAGACGACGGCGGUUCAUUGAUAACACGCUAUGUGCUGGAGCUCUGUCACAGCGGGACCGAAUGGGAUAUUGUGUACAGUGGGCCGCUGAGACAGUUUGUGUGCGAGGACUUGGAGGCGGGGAAGUGGUAUAAGCUGCGUGUGUACUGUCUGAGCUCUGGAGGACAGAGUCAGGUGUCUGAGACUCUCUCAGUGCAAACGGCCCCUGUGUGUCCCGGAAUGUGCCAAGCACUGCACACCACGGGGGGAGCCACAUCUUCAGAGAUACCACUCUCAUGGGAUCCGCCGCUGUGUGAUGGGGGGGCCCAGGUGACUGCGUAUGCUGUGGAGAUGGCGGUGUCAGAAGGGAGUGAGCGUCAGCAGGUUUACCGCGGCUCUGAGGGCAGCUGCCUCGUCCGCCGCCUGCUGCCUGACACAACCUACUGCUUCUGGGUGAAAGCCGCCAACGAGGCCGGGUGGGGGCCUCUGUCUGACACAUGUCAGGCCUCCACCACCCCAGCCCCACCAGAACAGUGCAGCCCCCCCCAGCUCCUGCUGCAGACACCCAGCAGUGUGUUAGCUCGCUGGGAGGCCCCUGCAGGCAGAGGGGCAGAGGUGUUUGUCUUUAGGCUGGAGUGGGGUGUGGAGAAGGGGAUGAUGGUGUUAGUGUACAGUGGCCCUUCACUGCAGUGUGAGCUGAAAGACCUGCUCCCAGCCACAGCCUACUACUGCAGAGUUCAGGCAGCCAAUGUCGCGGGAUCGGGCACCUUUAGCCAUGUAGCCAUGGUAACCACCCCUCCCUCAGUCCCGGCUGCUGUGCAGCACGUGGAGGUGGUGGAGGACGCUCUGAGUGACAGCUCUCCGACCAGUCUGGCUCUGCAGUGGGCGGAGCCUUGCUGCCACGGGGCAGAGAUUGUUGGUUACAACAUAGACUUUGGAGACCAGCUCCCUCUGGCUGUGGGGAGGGUCAACUCCUACAUACUGGAGAACCUCCAGCCAGCCACUACAUACAGAAUACGAGUCCAGGCAGUGAACAGUGUCGGUGCGGGUCCAUUCAGUGCCACCCUGAAGGCCCAGACCCGGCCCCUGCCUCCAGGACCACUCGUGCUGGAGUGUGCUUCAUCAGGCCCUCAGAGUCUAAAGCUGCGGUGGGCUGACGGACCGGGCGGUGCCGCGCAGAGCCGCGGUACACAGUACUGUCUGUAUAUGCAGGCCAGCGCGGACAGGUCAGUGUGUAUCUACAGUGGCCCAUGUCACUCAUUUAAAGUCCAGCGUCUGAAUGAAGCUACAGUCUAUCAGUUCUGUAUCCAGGUCCACAGUGAGGCAGGUCUGGGGCCCCUCUCCCCCCUUUACCGGUUCAGUACAUCCAGGUCCCCCCCUGCUCAGCUCAGAGCCCCCAGGGUGGAGUCUGUGGGCGGACACAGGUAUGUGGUGAGAUGGGAAGCCCUGCAGCCAAUUAAAGGAGAUUCAGUUGUCUACAUGCUCCAGCUGCUGAGGGGGCGUGGCAUAGAACAGCUAUACCGAGGCCCAGAGACCGUUUACACGUGGCACGGGCCCCCAGCGGGGAGCGGUGACUGGCGUCUGCGUGUGUGCGCGGGCCGUCGCAGCCCAGACAGCGGUGAGCUCUGGGGGCCGCCCAGUCUCAGCACCCCCCUGCCCACCGCUGAGCCCCCGAGAGAGGCCAGAGUGUCAGCAGCCCAGGGAGCACAGGCCCGGAGGAGAAAAAGGCCCUCUGACGAACAGUUUGCCAUACUUCUGCUCCUGGGCUUCGCCACUCUGGCCAUUCUAUUGGCUGUCCUCAUCCAGUACUGUGUCAUCGAAUGAGAAUUAAGGAUAGAGGCAGAGAGAGAGAGAGAGAGAGAG
Molecule: messenger RNA, 3872 nt
Organism: Chanos chanos (milkfish)
Lineage: Eukaryota; Metazoa; Chordata; Actinopteri; Gonorynchiformes; Chanidae
Product: fibronectin type-III domain-containing protein 3a-like
Exons: 26
Coding region: 258-3833 (1191 amino acids)
Molecular function (GO): protein binding
Source: RefSeq, a predicted model, not a curated record